AUGAGAGGCAAAUCUGAUUUAGAAGAGGACGAACAAGGAAAAUUGUUUGUGGGUGGACUCAGCUGGGAAACUCAACAAGAAAGUCUUCAAAGAUAUUUUAAUCGAUACGGUGAGGUGAUUGAUUGUGUUGUUAUGAAAAAUAGUGAAAGUGGACGGUCAAGAGGUUUUGGUUUUGUCACAUUUGCUGAUCCAAAUAAUGUUAAUGUAGUGCUACAAAAUGGACCGCAUGUUUUGGAUGGCCGCACUAUCGACCCAAAACCGUGUAAUCCUAGAACUUUGCAAAAACCAAAGAGAAGUUCAAGCUAUCCUAAAGUUUUUUUGGGUGGUUUGCCCUCUAAUGUUACUGAAACUGAUUUAAGAACCUUUUUUUCACGGUAUGGAAAAGUUAUGGAAGUUGUAAUCAUGUAUGAUCAAGAAAAGAAAAAAUCAAGAGGGUUUGGAUUUUUGUCGUUUGAAGAUGAUGAUGCUGUUGAUAGAUGUGUAGCCGAGCAUUUUGUCAACCUUAGUGGCAAACAGGUUGAAAUUAAAAAAGCCGAACCAAGAGAUUCCAAUAAAAUGAAUGAUGUUGGAGCCAAUCAGUGGGGCAUGAAUCAAAAUAAUCAUUUAGCAAUGGGUGGAAUGGGCAUGGGUGGCCCAGGUGGACAAAUGGGAGGUCCCAUGGGUGGAAUGGGGCCUAUGGGUCCAGGAAAUAUGAUGCAAGGCUAUCAAGGAGGAUGGAGUUCUACUCCUCAAUCUCAGUACCCCGGUUAUGGCACUCCAUCUGGUCCUGGUGGAUUUCAAGGUUGGGGAGCUCCACCUGGACCGCAAGGUCAAGGAAUGGCUCCUCCAACUUGGGGUUCAAACUAUGCUCCACCUCAACAACCUGGAUACGGUUCAUAUGCACCUCAAGCACCCCCACAGUCAAGUUACGGAAAUAACUGGAAUUGGAAUAUACCCCAGAAUGGACCUGCGGCAGCUACUGGACCUCCUGGACAAACUGGGCCAGGACCUCAAAAUGAUAUGUAUUCUCGUUCUGCUGGAGCAGCACCAGCCACUGGACCGACUCCGCCUGGAACUGCCCCACAAAAAGCUGGUGAUUAUGCUGGCUACGGAAAUUACACUGGCUAUCAACAGGAUUCGACCAGCUAUGGUGCAGGCCAAACUUAUAGAGGGGCGGACGGCACAGCCGCUGGCCUCGGGUCUGGCGGUGGGUAUGUGGCCCCAGUAGUGACGCCAGUCGUUUCCGCCGGAGUACCGGCGGCGACGUACAAUAACGCCCCAGGACCAACCAGAGCGAAUAAUUAUAAUUCAAACCAAGCACAACCAUACCAUCCUUACAGGCGCAACUGA
Macrosiphum euphorbiae (potato aphid) is the source of this 1329-nucleotide messenger RNA. NCBI's taxonomy places the organism in Eukaryota, Metazoa, Arthropoda, Insecta, Hemiptera, Aphididae. The record is from the annotation of a GenBank genome assembly.